AUGUUUAAAGAUACGGUUUUUAUAAACAAUUUAGCAGCCACAGCAAUCACUGGUAAAGAUGCUUGGAAUCGUCCAACUCCUCAACCAAUUACUAUUACCGCUAGCUUGAAAACAGAUUUUCAACAAGCCUCAAUAACUGAUAAUUUGAAAUAUUCUUUAAAUUAUGCAGUCCUUUCAAGAAAUAUAGCAGAAUAUAUGAAAAUUAAUGAACAUAAAAACUUUAAGAGUUUGGGUAAUAUCGGUGAAUCGCUUUCAAAAGUCUUGUUAGAUGAAAAAAAGGGUGGCGGGUUCGAAACUGAAGUUACUAUUCAAUCUAAAAAAUCUGAAAUUAGAGCUGAUUCAAUUGAAUAUAAAUUAUUCAGAUCAAAAUUAAAUGAUUCAAUAAUUCCUCCUGAUGAAAUUAAAGUUAACGGAUUGAAAUUAUUAACCAUCAUUGGUGUUUUCACUUUUGAAAGACUUCAAAAACAAAUUGUUGAUAUCGAUUUAAAUAUUAUUUUGAAACCAAAUUCUUCGGUUAUCAUUCAUAAAAUCAUUGAUGAAGUUACUUUAUACGUUGAAUCUUCUAAUUUCAAAACUGUGGAAGCCUUGGUAAUGAAAAUUGGUCAAUUGAUUUUUCAAAACCAUUCUGGUGAAGGAAUUGAACGUAUUUCAACUAAAGUUACUAAACCGAAUGCAAUUACUUUCACUGACGGUGUUGGUGUUAGCUCAACUGAUAUGACUGAAUCUUCUUUCAUUGGCUUAGAACCCAUCUCGGUUAAUGAAUAUUCAAAUAUUUCAAACUUUAAUUUACCAACUAAUCAAAAUGAAGGUAUCAUUACUAAUAAAGAACAUAUCGCAUAUAUUGCUUUUGGCUCUAAUCAAGGUAACCAAUUAAAAAAUAUUAAUGAUUCGAUUGAUCUAUUGAAAAAUUAUAAUAUAAAAGUUCUUUCGACUUCGUGCUUAUAUGUUUCUAAGCCAAUGUAUUAUAAAGAUCAAGCAGAUUUUUAUAAUGGGGUUUUAAAGAUAUCCUGUUAUGAAACUCCGCAUGAUUUAUUAAAAAUUUUGAAAGAAAUUGAAUAUAAUCAUAUUAACAGAAUAAAAGAAUUUGAUAACGGACCAAGAGAAAUCGAUUUGGAUAUCCUAUUAUAUGACGAUAUUAGUAUUAACACUCCAAACUUGACUAUUCCUCAUAAAUCAAUGCUUGAAAGAACUUUUGUUUUACAACCCUUGUGUGAAUUGAUUGCUCCCGAUACAAUUCAUCCCGUUUCCGCUGAACCUAUCCACGAUCAUUCAAAACAAUUGAUUAUAAGCAAUUCCAAUGAACAACUUCAAGAAUCCUCAAGAUUACUUCAAAUAACACCCAUUCCUCGCUUAAAGGAAAAUUUAUUAAAAUUCGAUCAAAUUGAUCAUAAACUGCCAACUGUUGUUAUGGGUAUUUUGAACGUAACCCCGGACUCUUUCAGCGAUGGAGGGAAGAAUUAUAAUCUUUCCGAAGACCAAAUUAUCAAAACAUGUCAGGACCUUGUUAAACUGGGUGCAAAUAUUAUAGACAUUGGUGGUGUAUCAACGAGACCCGGUAGUCAAGAGCCAACAGAAGAAGAAGAAUUAAAAAGGGUAUUACCAAUAAUUAAACUAAUAAGAUCAUCUAAUGUUCUCGAAUUGGAAAAUAUUAUUCUCUCGAUUGAUACUUAUAGGUCAAAAGUAGCUGAGCAAUGUCUUUUAGCAGGUGCAGAUAUUAUCAAUGAUAUUUCAAUGGGUCUUUAUGAUGGUAAGAUCUUUGAAGUGGUUGCCAAAUUUGGAUGUCCUUAUAUAAUGAAUCAUACCAGGGGCAAUCUGAUGACCAUGUCCAAAUUGACUAAUUAUGAAUCCAACAUGAAUGAAGACUUAAUUGAAUUUUUCAUUGAUCCUGUUAAUGGACAACAAGAAUAUAACAAGGAACCACCAGUGACCAACCUCAUAAAUGGAAUCUCAAGAGAAGUGUCUUUACAAAUGUUGAAAGCAUUUAGUAAAGGGGUUAAAAAAUGGCAAAUAAUCAUGGAUCCAGGUAUUGGAUUUGCUAAAAAUUUACCGCAAAAUUUAAUGAUUAUAAAAAAUGCAACUGAUUUUAAAAAAUAUUCAUUACUUUCAAAUGUCACUGAUGUUGAAACUAAUGAGACUCAACACUCAUAUGUUAGUUUCAAUGGAUUACCAACAUUAUUGGGACCUUCCAGAAAGAAAUUCUUGGGCACUAUUUGUCAAGAGUCGAAGCCAUCUGAUCGUUUAAUCAGUACCUCUGCAUCAAUAAUGGCCUGUAUUGAACAAAAUGCCAAUAUAGUUAGGGUCCAUGACGUGGAAGAGAUGAAAAAAGUUUGUCUAACUGGUGACGCUAUUUAUAAAGGUAUAUAUUGA
This is a messenger RNA of Hyphopichia burtonii NRRL Y-1933, 2367 nucleotides long. RefSeq names its product trifunctional dihydropteroate synthetase/dihydrohydroxymethylpterin pyrophosphokinase/dihydroneopterin aldolase (gene FOL1). The record is from RefSeq and is a predicted model, not a curated record. Gene Ontology annotation, cellular component: mitochondrial envelope. Bases 1 to 2367 code for a protein of 788 amino acids. Gene Ontology annotation, biological process: tetrahydrofolate biosynthetic process. Gene Ontology annotation, molecular function: dihydroneopterin aldolase activity; 2-amino-4-hydroxy-6-hydroxymethyldihydropteridine diphosphokinase activity; dihydropteroate synthase activity. NCBI's taxonomy places the organism in Eukaryota, Fungi, Ascomycota, Pichiomycetes, Serinales, Debaryomycetaceae. The transcript has a single exon.